Molecule: messenger RNA, 3971 nt
Organism: Hippoglossus stenolepis (Pacific halibut)
Lineage: Eukaryota; Metazoa; Chordata; Actinopteri; Pleuronectiformes; Pleuronectidae
Gene: angpt4
Product: angiopoietin 4
Exons: 10
Coding region: 752-2323 (523 amino acids)
Source: RefSeq, a predicted model, not a curated record
CCUCCCUCACUCACCCAUUCCUCCUUUUCUCAGCCAGCCCCAGAUAAAAAAGGGGGAAGAAGUAUUUCUCUUCGGCCACUUCUGAAGCUGCAGCCACUAGAAAAGGAUGGGAAGGAAAAAAGACUGUGUUUUACCUCUCCUCUUUAUUCUUUUAUUCGUGGACCUUUGAGGACUCAGAGACGCCUUUUAGUCAUCUUUCAUUUCAUGUGCAACUUUAAAUCUCUUUCACAUUUUUCACUUUGCCUCCUAAACAUCUGUUUUACUCGAAAAUAAGUUUGGGCAUCCUCAAAUCACCCAUCCCUUCUAGAUUCCUAUCCAACAGUGUUUCUGGAGCAGCACCUGGUACAUUGUGGACAGGGGGGAGUUUCUGGAAAACCAUGUGGGUCCAUCCUGAAAACUCUCAACAAAAUCAAGACCCAAGGACGAAAGAAGGGGAAGAGAGAACAGAGGAGAUGGAUCCAACCCGUCAUCACAAGUGAGAAGAGGAGACAAUUCGAUGUGAGACCAGAGAACAGGUGUCGCUGUGUGUUUCUGUCUUCAAGAAAAGUGGUCUUCUAAAAUUAAAGAGAAGCUGAAGAGACCUCGAACCUCAUGGACUGAGUGGAAGGUGCAGAAACUCGUGGACUGAUACUCGCGCAUGCAUCCUGCACACAGAUGUUGUCAUAAAGUGAACUGGGGUCAAAGCGUGAACGAGCUCCUCCUGACUCUCUUCGCACUGAGACAAAACCCUUUCAUAGAGUGAAAGAGCGCCAUGCGAGGCCUCCAUCUCAGCCGGGGGUUGCUGGUCCUGCUGCUGCUCUGGACCCUGUCGGUCGUCGCUGAUGCAGCCGGUGUUGCGAGCGCAGAACGAGGGGGAGUUGGAAGAAGCCAGAGAAGAGGAGGAGGAGGAGGAGGUGCAGAGAAGAAAAAGAGGUUCCACCGCAUCCAACAUGGACAGUGCAGCUACACCUUCAUCCUCCCGGAGCUGGACGGAUGCCAGGCCGCACGAUGGGCGUCGCAGGCCGAACAGUACGGUGACUCUCGCAGGUCGAGCGUCGUGCAAAGAGACUCGCCUCCCACAGACGGAGAAUGGUCGGCUCAGAAGCUGCAACACCUGGAGAGCACGAUGGAGAACAACACGCAGUGGCUGCAGAAGCUGGAGAACUUCGUACAGAACAGCGUGAGACGAGACAUCACCAACAUACCGUCACACGUCGUGCACAACCAGACGGCCACUAUGCUGGAGAUCGGAACAAACCUCCUCACGCGCACGGCAGAGCAGACACGCAAACUCAACGUGGUGGAAGCCAAGGUGCUGAACCACACGUCUCGGAUUGAGAUCCAGCUUCUGGAGAACUCUCUGUCCACCAACAAGCUAGAGAAGGAGCUGCUACUCCAGACGUCCGAAAUCAGUCAGCUGCGAGACAAGAACAGUCACCUGGAGAGUAAAGUUCAGAUGUUGGAGUCUCGGCAGAGAGGAGAGCUGGAGGACAUGAAGGAGCAGAAGAGCCGACUGCAGUCUGUUGUCAGGACUCAGAUGACGGCCAUCGAGUCUUUGGAGAGGCAGCUGAGAGUCGCCAGCAGCAACAACACGGCUCUGCAGAGGCAGCAGGCUCAGCUGAUGGUGUCUGUCCACACACUCAUUAACAUGGUGGCUAGUACUACAGCGUCACCUCCUGGGAACCAGAUGUGGAGGGACUGUGCAGACGCCUACAAGGCCGGUCACUCUGCCAGCGGAGUGUAUCACAUCUUCAUCAGCAACAGGACUCAACCUGUGCAGGUGUACUGUGACAUGGAGACGAGCGGCGGAGGUUGGACAGUUUUCCAGCGACGGUUUAAUGGCAGCGUGGACUUCCAGAGGAGCUGGAAGGAGUACAAGAUGGGUUUCGGGGACCUGUUGGGAGAGCACUGGUUGGGUAAUGAAGUUUUGUACCUGCUGACCAGUCAGGGUCAGUACUCUCUAAGGGUGGACCUGAAAGACUGGGAGGGAAACCCUGCCCACUCCCAGUACGACCGCUUUACGCUGACCAGUGAGAGGCAGCAGUACAGGUUGUAUCUGAGAGGUUACAGCGGCACAGCAGGGAGGCAGAGCAGCUUGAACACCCACAGGACCAGCUUCAGCACCCGAGACCAGGACAACGACAACUGUGACCACUGCAAAUGUGCCCUGAUGCUCACUGGAGGUUGGUGGUUCGACGCCUGUGGUUUCUCCAACCUAAACGGAAUCUACUACACCAUCGGCCACAACAUCAGGAAGCUUAACGGUAUCAAGUGGCACCACUUCAGAGGCCCGAGCUACUCUCUGCGCUCCACCUCCAUGAUGGUUCGACCCUACGACUUCUAGCAGCACCCCUCAGCCUUCAUGAUGGAACAACCCAAUGGCACCCCUCCAAUAUACCGUUAAGAUGGUGUGACUCUACAGUCCGACCCCUAAGUCCACUACCUUGAUAGUACACUCCGACCGCUUACAACAACACUUCUUGCAUCCACAAGGGUACAAACCUGACUUUAGCAGACAGUGAGAAUCACAACCUUAAUCGACCGGCAUGGUUUGAAAGUUUUGCCGGAUGAGUUGUUUUAUGUAAACCUGCCCGAGAUCCACGAGGGUUGUAAAUGUGAUGCUCAAAAAGAACCAGUUCAUUCCCGAGGGGUAUUUGGAAAUCAAAGGCGUUUCUGAAUCACCACAGUCGGUGGCGGGCAGAUGUUCAAAGUGUUUUUACACGUAAAAAGGUGACAGAAAUAAUUGUGAAAACUGAGAAUCAGCAAGAGGGUGAAACCCUGCUGACUUUCUCUGGCCAACGAUGGCACGAAGUAGGCGUCAAAGUAUCUGUGAACGCCACUAAUCCUUCGUCCCAAAGCUUUUCCACCAUCUGAUGAGAAGCUCCCAUGGCAGCUACAUGGUACAGACCUUUCUGACUUUGGAGCAUCUCCACUUCAACAUAUCUCUGCAGGUAGUUUUCUCGAGGUUAAUCCCCUGUUUACCUUUUCCCACAUGUGGAGAUUCCUUCUGUUUGGGAACCAGGGGUCAUUCUGCUUCUGUGAUUGUCUGUUGACCGAAGGUCGUAUCACCGUCUUCCACUGCAGUGAAACCUCCCUCUCUAACAGUGUCAGAGUGAUGCAGAGCAGAAGGUCCUGUGAUGUUGUGUUUUCUGGCUUCAGGUGGAACAGGUGGACUUUCUCUCUGUCAGACAAUCACAGUUCUGAAUAUCUCCAGAGGAGGAUGAUACAUGUCCUCACACCAAGGAGGCUUCCAGUCUGAGGAAUGAACUGGUUGACCAGGAGUUCAUGAAGACACAAAGAAUUCAAAUUCAAUGAAAGGUGUGUAGGUUGAUGACUGGAUAUUUGACUGUGAUGUUUAAGUCAAUAAGAAAGUAAUAGGGUACGAGAUUGGACAAGAAAAGAUCUAAGAAAACUCUAACUAUGUUUACAGGAACAACUAAAUCAUGAAAUGAGAGACCGUCCUGUUUCAUGAACUGGAAAUGUGUCCGACAAGUCGUCUGGUUCAAGACCCUGAAGUGAUUUAAAGUUGAGUCAAUCAGGGACAGACAGUGGUUUCUUUCUUCUUUACAAUAAAGUAAAUGAGUAUUUUUCCCAAAAAUGUCAAACUAUUCCUUUAAAAACACGUAUUACUGGUGUUGAUCAAACUCAGCUUUAGAAUUUGAAACAGUGGUGGCUGAUGAUGAUCGUGAGUCAGCUGUUGAUACAGUUUGAUAUCUGAAGCCUCUGCAGGUUUCACAGGUUGAGACGUCACAUGUUUAUUUGUCAGAAUGCAUAAGUCUUAUUAAAAUGCACUUUAUGGAAGAGAACCUGAGUGUUUGUUUUGACCUUUGCCCUCAGUGUUACUGUGUGUUGAAUGAUACUGAAAACAGUAACAAAUUACACUUUGUUUUACAGGUUUAAAAAUGUUCUUUUGAUUUACUGCAUAUGUGUUUCAAAGCUUGUCCACUCAACUGUAAACAGUUUGUUUUGUACAAUAAAAUAUGUCAAUAAAG